This is a messenger RNA of Lineus longissimus, 4265 nucleotides long. Its product is annotated as ras-like GTP-binding protein RHO. Gene Ontology annotation, biological process: small GTPase-mediated signal transduction. Gene Ontology annotation, cellular component: cytosol. Gene Ontology annotation, molecular function: GTP binding; protein kinase binding; GTPase activity. The record is from RefSeq and is a predicted model, not a curated record. Lineage: Eukaryota; Metazoa; Nemertea; Pilidiophora; Heteronemertea; Lineidae. The coding region runs from base 153 to 731 and encodes 192 amino acids. The transcript has 3 exons.
UGAGACGAUCGGAAAUGACGUACCGGUACAUUCUCAAUUGUUCUACCCCUCUAGGAUGAAUUGAGGUGUGGUCGUAACAAAUCGAGAGAGUUUAGGUCUGAAAUAGCGGAAAUAAGGGUUGAUUUUAGGCAGUAUUUGACAGCUAACUUCAAAUGGCUGCAAUUAGGAAGAAAUUGGUCAUUGUUGGUGAUGGUGCUUGUGGUAAAACUUGCCUUCUUAUAGUAUUCAGCAAGGACCAGUUCCCUGAAGUAUAUGUACCCACAGUGUUCGAAAAUUAUGUAGCAGAUAUAGAAGUAGACGGCAAACAGGUUGAAUUAGCGCUAUGGGAUACAGCCGGACAAGAAGAUUAUGAUCGCCUGCGACCACUCUCAUACCCUGACACGGAUGUCAUACUGAUGUGUUUCUCCAUAGACAGCCCCGACAGUUUAGAAAACAUCCCAGAGAAGUGGACACCAGAAGUGAAGCAUUUUUGUCCAAAUGUCCCUAUUAUCCUUGUUGGAAACAAAAAGGACUUGAGAAAUGACCCCAAUACCAUGAGGGAGUUGGCAAAAAUGAAACAGGAGCCAGUAAGAGGGGAGGAUGGCCGAAGUAUGAAGGAUAGAAUAGGUGCAUAUGCUUAUUUAGAAUGUUCUGCAAAGACAAAGGAGGGAGUGAGAGAAGUUUUUGAAACGGCCACCAAGGCUGCUCUGCAAAUGAAGAAAAAGAAGAAGCGUGGUUGCAAGAUUCUAUAGACAAUCUGUCUAAUGCGUUCAUCAUAUAAUAUAAUAAUGCAUAAGAAAAUGCAUGCUGCAUCUCUGCACUUUCAUAACGUGCCCAAGCCUUUCAAAUCUACUGUGUAUGUUACCUGUUGUUUUGGAUCUAGUAGCUAGUCACCAUGUCUCAGAAUAUGCAUGUCUAUUUUAUAUGAAAGGAAAACAAGCCACAUGUAAAUUUGAGGAUCAUUUACUAUUUAGAUGAUUGACACAAGCAUCAUGAAUAGGCAUAUUUUAAUGAUAUAAAGUAAUGUGUGUUAAAACUUCUUUUUAAUGCCACUCUUUGAAUAUUCCAUUGAAAACCAAUUACCAUGACCAGGGAUAUGUAAACACUGUUGAUAGCCUCCUUUCAAGUGGAUUAUUGUAGACUUUGGCUCAUGUCUAGCUAUCAGAACCACUCAUUAGCACAUAAAUCAUUCCAGAAUGCUUCUGGAGACAUGACACUGGACCGGUUGGCUGUACAAAGAUUGGAAGAGUGCUUAUGAUACAUGUAAAGCAAAAAAGAGCUGGAAGUAAGAAAAGUCAAACAUUUACAUUUGAGCCAACUCUUUAUAGAGGCUAGUGUUGCAAUCAGUGCUUAUGAUUGUUUCCCAAGUUGUGUUAGGUUUCAAAAUUAGCUAAUUUUAUGAUCAUAAAUUUCUCCUCAAAACAGAUUUUGAAACUAAUGCAUCUUAAUUCAGAAAAAUCAGACAUCUCUUUUUGGGAUGUGUUGAUUUGUAUAUCAUCCAAAGCCAUUAAUUUCAAAAUUUGGAAGGUAACUAUAAAUUUUCGUUUUUGCUCAAAUCUGAACGAAAGAAAAACUCGAAGAACUGUAGUAGUUGUUCUAUAAAGAGUUUGCACUGUCAUAUACAUGCAGGACUGAUGAAUUAUCUUUGACUUGGAGGGCUAUCCCUGUCUUUAAAAUGACCAAACUAAUCAUCAACGCCAGCAUUAAUGAGGGAUAAGUGGCGAUGCUACAAAUGUAUUUCUGAAAGUAUGCAGGAUAUUGACCCCUGGUCUUAGGCAAGCCAUUUUUGGUAAGCCUUUGCUCAAUGUUGGGGGUGGCAUGAUCAUUAUGAAAAUGGGCAAAAUGUUGUAGAGAUCAGUCUCUGGUAUCACCCUCAUCAUGGGCCCAGGACUCGUAAGGCUUGAGAAGGCUAAAGCUAGCUAUUGAUAAUCUUUUUGGUGAAGUUUAUAACACUGUAAAUUGUUUUGUAUCUGCAGACUUGAGCCUUGACUGUAUUACAAUUAUAUACUCUACAGUUGUAGUUCUGUGUAUUGAUGGUCAGCAACAAUUAUGUUAUUAAUUUAAAAGACAGUACUGUACAUGUAGGUGGGCAAAUGCUUGAUCAUAAUAAGGAUGGGAUGUGGCUUUUCAUCAAAUUCUGUUGUACACUUUAUACUAAUCAUGGCAGGUUGAAAUGGCAUUUGCAGUAAUAAAAUCUGUUUGUUCCCCAGGACACUUGCAGUCUUCACCAUUCACAUCUUCAUGCAUGGUAAAAAUGUUAUUGUUGACACUGUUGAAAUUCAGUGAAUGGGUACUGGCCGUUCCCUCGUUUUGCUUUGCCAAGGUAUUAAACACCACAGAGUUGCUGGAGUCAUUUUACAGAGUUGCCGUCUCGACCUUACAUGUAUAAAGAAAAUGCACAAUGCAAAAAGUUGGUGUCUGUGCUUGUGAUAAUCUUCAAACAUCUCUGUUGUUUACUUUGGCAGGCAAAUCAUGCAUGUACCAAACCUUUUAGAACUGGAGACCAAUUUCAAAAGAAGAGCGUCACUAAGAAGAGGACCUCCCACUCCUACACUCACUCCUUGAACGCUACAUUUCCAUGUCAACUGCCACUGCAUCCACCCGGCAUGAGGUUCCUGAUGAGCCGUCUGUGUCGGCCACUCUCUUUUGACCCCAGUGAUACAGCAUCCUCUAGUGUGUUCUCCGGCAUUGUCCCCUUUGUCGUCUGCAACAUGAGGACCUUAGAGUAGACAGUCUCAGCAUGCACAUUUCGUGAUUGUGACACAGAACACUGCAUCCCAAAAUAUUGCCAACAAUUUGAGGCCUCUGGUUCUGAAGGGUUAAUAAUAUUAAGAACACAGUUUAUCAAUAACAGCAUCCUCAACCUAUUUAUUUAGUUUUGAACAUUUUAUAUAAUAUUAUUUUUUCAUGUAAAUGUAUUAAAAUCAAUCAUAUUCCUCGGCUAACCAAUAUUUUUUGUAUGACUACUGUAUGCAUGUACGAGUAGCGGCAUCAUCAUUUGUAGAAAAGGCGAUGUCAUGUUAUUUUGAAAUUAAAAUGGUGAGUGGUUUACAUACACGUAACGCUUGUAUUAACUCUGUGUUGACUGUGAAAAUUUGAUCCCUAUUUUAUUUUCAUAGUAUUUCAGAUUUAUGUACAAGUGCUAGUACAAUGGAGAAGUGAUAAUAUAUAAUAGUACUGGAUUGAAGUAAUGAUGAAUUCCAAAAUAUUGAAUAUUCCUGUUGGUAAAACCAUUUGUGUUGAUAUCGGAAAUAAUCUUGGAUUGUGUCGUAGCUCAUUUUCUGACUACUGGUGAAAAUAAGUGUUGCAAUUUUUGUAAUGAGCGUAAAAAGCUAAAUUGAUGUCUAUGUAUACAAAUGUAUGUUUGUGACUUAGUUAUAGUGCCUUUUAUUGAUGUUGCAUGCUAUGUAUCCCAACUUGUAUUGGUUGUUUGAAACCAGUCGCUAAUAGUUUGUAUGAGUUAAUAAUUACCUUUUGAAGACUCCGAGCAACAUUCUUCAUUGGAAAAAUUUGCAAAUAUUAAGAACUUGUUGAAAUUUUUCCUCUAAGAUGAGUAUGUAAUAAUACUAUUUGCUGCUUGUAAUUGAACUUGCAUCACAAAGUGCAAAAAAAUGAGUGAUUUUAUAAAUUCCUGAGUCUUCAGUUGGUUGAGGAAUGUCAGUGGGUGCAUUCAUAAAAAACUUCCAAAAAUAUUAAAAACAAAAUUAAGCUUCUGGAUCAAAUCUCCAAUAACUUUCAGCAUGCUUUGCUUUCGGAGUCUUGGAUGAGAAAGUUGGUAGUUUAUUAUUUUAUACCAGUUUCAUUGGCUUAUGCAUGUUUUCCCUUCGUGAUAUACACUCCAUCGACUUCCUCAAUUAACUCAUUUAGAAAUACAGUUACAAUUGGGGAGUAUUCUUUCAUAACCAGUCUGUUCUCCUCCAAUGGUCGGUAGUCGUUAUUAUGGGUCAGCAUUGAGCAGUUCGAUUGUUCUCAACGUACACUUCCUUCUCAACUUCAGACUUUUAAUUUGAUAUAUUCUGAGUUGAGAUUCUGUGACAAGUAUGAGUUGUUGGUCCAUGUAAGAUGUUAGUGCUGCCACUGAUCUGCCCCAUUCCAACAGACAAUCUGACUAACCUUGAGACUCCAACCCAAGUACAAGUAUGUCUUUACAAUCACAAACUGCAGAGGAUCUCACUCUGUUAGACUUGUACAUUUUGAUUUGCUCUUCCCUUGCAUCUUCAUACAAAUGAUUAUGUAGUGGAAAUUAAACUAGCUUUCUUAAUAAUAAAAACCCAUUUUACAAGCAA